This is a messenger RNA of Antechinus flavipes (yellow-footed antechinus), 8545 nucleotides long. RefSeq names its product chondroitin sulfate proteoglycan 4 (gene CSPG4). The coding region runs from base 1 to 7251 and encodes 2416 amino acids. The record is from RefSeq and is a predicted model, not a curated record. Lineage: Eukaryota; Metazoa; Chordata; Mammalia; Dasyuromorphia; Dasyuridae. The transcript has 11 exons.
AUGUCUAACAUUCCACCAUUAAGGCUUCAUUGUGUCCCAACCCUGAUCAUUAAUGCCCCAAGACAUGAGCCACAAAAUUCCCAGUCCGAAGGAGCCCACUCCACUUCUCGCCUCCCGAGCUCUCCCUGGGAAUGCUCCGGGCAUCGAUCUGAGGCACCCAGCAAAGAUGCUCCAAUCCCGAGACCACCCGAGCGGCGGCCGCCGAGGGGGCCCCGGCCCCAGCUUCUCGUCACUCUGCUCCUCUGGGCGCUACUGGCCAACCCUGUUUCUGGAGCUUCCUUCUUUGGAGAGAACCACCUGGAGGUGCCCCUCAAUGAAGUCCUGAAUGAGAUUCACGUGAAGCUCCAGUUCUUUACAGCCCAGGCAGAUGCCCUUCUCCUCCUGUUAGCCGGACCAACCGACCACCUCCUGGUGGAACUGCGCGCUGGCAGACUGCAGGUCCGCCUGGUGCAGAGAAAUGAAGAGACCCUUCUGCAGUCCCCCGAGGAGAUGCCGCUCGGCGACUUGGGGACGCACGAUGUGGCGGUGACGGUGGCCGAUGGCCAGGUCUCCCUAACCGUCGAUGACCUCUUCAACUCCUCCAGCACCGCCGCCCAGGCUCCCCUCGAGGCCUCCUAUGGCAUUUUUGUGGGGGGCGCCGGGAGUCUGCACCUGUCCUACCUCUCUGGGGCCAGCCGCCCCCUUCGAGGCUGCCUCCAGGAGGCCUCCCUCAAUGGCCUCGACCUCCUGGCCCGGCUGAGCGAAGGAGUGAGGAGCGGCUGCGCCGCCGAGUUCUCGGCCGGGGAAGACGAGGCCCUGGGCUUCACGGGGCCCCGGGCCCUGGCCGCCUUCCCCACCUGGAGCACCCGAGACGAGGGCACCCUGGAGUUCACGCUGACCACACGGGUCAGGCGCGCGCCGCUGGCGUACCAGGCGGGAGGUCCGCAGGGCGACUUCAUCUACCUGGAGAUCUUUGACGGACACCUGCGGGCCAUAGUGGAGAAGGGCCACGGGGCCGUCAUGCUGCACAACAGCGUCUCGGUGAGCGACGGGCAGCCCCACGAGGUCAGCGUCCACGUGGAUGUGCACAUGCUGGAGAUCUCUGUGGACCAGUACCCCACCCGCACCUCCAACCGCGGUGUCCACAGCUACCUGGAGCCUCGAGGCAGCUUGCUCCUCGGCGGUCUGGAUGAAGAGUCCUCCCAGCGUCUGCGCGAGCACAGACUGGGCCUGGCGUCCGCCGUGGCCAACGCGUCCCUGGUGGGCUGCCUGGAGGACCUGAUCAUCAAUGGGGAGAGGCAGGGACUGCAGGGGGCACUGGUUACCCGGGACCUGACCGCGGGUUGCGGGCUCCCCGAGGAGGAGUACGAGGAUGACGCCUACGAGGUGUACGAAGUGCCGUCCACCUUGGUGCCCGAAGGCUGGCCGCUACUGGAGAUGCCCGAGCCCUGUGCCCUGGAGCCGGGGCUCCCGGCCGUCUUUGCCAACUUCACCAAGCUGCUGACCCUAAGCCCCUUGGUGGUGGCGGAGGGGGGCACCGCCUGGCUAGAAUGGAGGCACGUCCAGCCCACCCUGGACCUAAGCGAGGCGGGCAUCCGGCAGUCACAGGUCCUGUUCGGCCUGACUCGCGAAGCCCAACAUGGGGAGCUGGACUUCAGCAGCAUCCCUGGGGCUCAGUCCCGGAAGAAGUUCACCCUCCUGGAUGUGGUCAAUCGGAAGAUCCGGUUCAUCCACGAUGGCUCCGAGUACCCUGAGGACCAGCUGGUCCUGGAGGUCUCGGUGAUGACCCAGAGCACCGUGCCCCAGUGCCUGCGCCAGGGCCAGACCUACAUCCUGCCCAUCCGGGUGAACCCCUUGAAUGACCCUCCCCGGGUGGUCUUCCCUCACGGGAACCUGAUGGUGAUCCUGGAGCACACCCAGAAGGCCCUGGGGCCCGAGAUCUUCCAAGCCUACGACCCGGACACCGAGUGUGAGAGCCUCACCUUCCAGCUCAUCGGGAGCCAGCACCUGGAAGGCGGCACCGUGGAGCGGGAGGGCCAGCCGGGGGAGCGGGUGGCCGAGUUCUCCUGCCCGGAGCUGGAGGCGGGCGCCCUGUCCUACAUCCACCGGGGGGGCCCUGCCCAGGACCUGCUGUUCCGAGUCACCGACGGCCUGGACACGAGCCCCGUGGCUGUGCUGCGCGUGGUGGCCAUCCAGCCCGCCCUCCAGACCCUCAACAUCACCGGGCUGUUCGUGCCUCAGGGCUCCUGGGCCGCCAUCUCCACGGCCAACCUGUCGGCGGAGACCAACGCCGUGAACCAGGAGGUGGCCAUCGUGUACCGGCUGGCCGGGAGUCUGCUCUACGGGGAGCUCCAGAAGGCGGGCGGAGCCCCCGGCGGCGACUGGAGGGCUGUGGACGCCUUCUCGCAGAGGGACGUGGACCAGGGGCAGGUGCGCUACCUGAGCACGGACCCCCAGCACCACACCCAGGACCCCACGGAGAAGGUGGCGCUGCAGGUGCAGGUGGGGCAGAAGAUCCUGGCCAACACCACCUUCCCGGUCACCAUCCAGAAGGCGACCAUCCGCAUGCUGAGGCUCGCGCCCCUGCUGGCCCACCACGCUCGGCAGGAGGUGCUCAGCACCGAGCAGCUGGAGGCCGCUGUGGAGGACGAGCCGGGCCCCGGCCCUGCCUCCUUCCACUACGAGAUCGUGCAGGCCCCCAGGAAGGGCAACCUGCGCCUGCGCAGCCUGCGGCUGACCGAGAAGCAGGGCUUCACCCAGAAGGACCUCCAGGAGGGCCACGUGAACUACCGCGCCACGGCGCGGGCCUCCGAGGAGGCCCAAGACUCCUUCCUCUUCCGCGUCACGGCACCCCCCCACUUCUCCCCGCUGUACACCUUCCCCAUCCGCAUCGGCGGCGACCCCGACGCCCCCCUGCUCACCAACGUGCUCCUCUCGGUGCCCGAGGGCGGCCAAGCCACCAUCUCCCGGGACCACCUCUUUGUCAAGAGCCUCAACAGCGCCAGCUACCUCUACGAGGUCAUCGAGCAGCCUCGCCACGGCAGCCUGGUGUGGCAGGGCUCCGGCCCCGGGGCCGCGCCCGUGGCGACCUUCACCAACGACGACCUCCUCCUGGGCCGGCUGCUCUACCGGCACGACAACUCGGAGACCACGGAGGACGACAUCCCCUUCGUGGCCGUGCGCCAAGGCGAGGGCAGCGGGGGCAUGGCCUGGGAGGAGGUGCGCGGGGUCUUCCGCGUGGCCAUCCAGCCCGUGAACGACCACGCCCCGGUCCAGACCGUCAGCCGUGUCUUCCACGUGGCCCGAGGCGGGCGGCGGCUGCUGACCACGGAGGACGUGGCCUUCGCCGACGCCGACUCGGGCUUCACCGACGCCCAGCUGGUGCUGACCCGGAAGGACCUGCUCUUCGGCAGCAUCGUGGCCGCCGACGACCCCAGCCGGCCCAUCUACCGCUUCACCCAGGAAGACCUGAGGAAGAAGAGGGUCCUGUUCGUGCACUCGGGAGCCGACCGGGGCUGGAUCCAGCUGCAGGUGUCGGACGGCCAGCACCAGUCCACGGCGCUGCUCGAGGUCCAGGCCUCCGAGCCUUACCUCCGGAUCACCAACAACUCCGGGCUGGCCGUGCCCCAGGGAGGCCAGGGCACCAUCGACACGUCCGUGCUGGGCCUGGACACCAACGUGGACAUCCGCAGCAGCGAGGAGGUCCACUACCGCGUCACCGCGGCCCCCCGCUGGGGGCAGCUGCUCCGAGCGGGGAAGCCCACCGCCGCCUUCUCCCAGAGGGAUCUCCUGGAAGGGGCCGUCCUCUACCAGCACAACGGCAGCCGCAACCCCCAAGAUGCCCUGGGUUUCUCGGUGGAGGCCGGACAGGUCACUGCAGAGGACACACUGAAGGUGACCGUCACCCUGGACAGACCCCUGGCCCCACUGCAGAUGGUGCAUCAGGAGAAGAUCUUCGUCUUCCAGGGGGAGGCUGCUGAAAUUAAAAGGGAUCUCCUAGAGGUGGCCCAGGAAGAUGUGCCUGCUGCAGAGAUUAUCUACAAGGUGACUGACUCUCCAAGAGCUGGCUACCUAGUGACUGUCUCUCAGGGAGCCUCAGCUAGUGAGCCGCCCAGCCUGGACCCUGUGCACAGCUUCACUCAGGAGGAUGUGAAUGAGGGCCGGGUCCUGUACCUCCACUCACAGGCAGAUGGCUGGACCGACCGCUUCACCUUGGAUGUGGCUUCCAGUGUUGGGACCACACUAGAAGGAAUCCAGGUUGAGUUACAGGUGCUGCCUGUCACCAUCCCCCUGGAGACCCAGAAUUUCAGUGUGCCUGAGGGUGGAGCCUAUACUCUGGCCCCUCCAGUGCUGAGGGUCACUGGACCCUACUUCCCCACCCUGACUGGCCUGGAGUUCCUGGUCCUGGAGCCACCUCAGCAUGGGAGUAUCAAGAAAGGAGAGACACCCCAGGAUGAAAACCUCAGCAUCUUCACUUGGAAAGAGGUGGAGCAGCAGCUGAUCCACUAUGUCCAUGACGGCAGCGAGACCCUGGCGGACAGUUUCAUCCUUGUGGCCAACGCCUCCGAGAUUGACCGACAGAGCCAGCCCGUGACCUUCGGCAUCACUGUCCUGCCCCUCAAUGACCAAGUCCCAACCCUUCCCGUCAACACCGGGGUGCAGAUGUGGGAAGGAGCCAUAGCCCAGAUCACCCCUGAUAUCCUGAAAGGAGAAGAUGCUGACUCCCCACCUGAAGAUUUGGUCUUCUCCAUCGAACCACCAACCAAUGGGAAGCUGGUGCUGAGGUUGUCACCAAGGAUGGAGAUCCAGCAGUUCACUCAGGCCCAGAUCAAUAAUGGGCUUGUUCAGUUUGUCCAUGAAGGGCCCCUGGAUGGUGGAUUCCAUUUCAACCUCUCCGAUGGAGAGAAUGUCUCCCCAGGACACUUCUUCUCUGUGAAGGCUCAAAAGUUGCGACAAAUCACUGUGGAAAGCAACCAAGCUCUGACCAUCUGUCCAGGAAGCUUCCAGACCAUUACCAGUCGGAACCUGAAAGUGACCACCAAUGAGGAUACAGAUCCCCAGCACCUGUUUUACCUAGUGGAGCGAGGUCCUCGGCUGGGGCGACUGGCCCAUUCUCGGCUGGGGAGCAGUGGGGAUGCCCUGAAAAACUUCACACAGGCAGAGGUAGAUGCAGGAGAGAUUCUUUAUGAACAUGAGAUGCCGUCGGAACCCUUCUGGCUCGCCCAGGACACUCUGGGCCUCCGGGUAUCCUCACCUCCAGCCCGAGAUGUUGCCAUUAGCCUUUCUGUUGCUGUGUCCUUUGAGAUCCCCUGUUCCCAGCGUGCCAGUCGCCUUUGGAAGAAUGAAGGUCUCUGGGUCCCGGAGGGUCAGAGGGCAGAGAUCACCCGGGCAUCUCUGGACGCCUCCAACCUCCUGGCCAGCAUCCCAGCGGCAGAUCGGCCCUCCCACAACAUAGUCUUCAUCGUGACGGAGUUGCCUACCCAUGGUGAACUGUGGGUGGGCAGCAAUCACCUGGGAGGUAGCCAGCCUUAUUUCCUGCAGUCUGACCUGGCCAGGGGGCAGCUGGCCUAUAUCCACAGGGGCUCGGGGACCCAGAGAGAUGGCUUCCACUUCCAAGCCUCUAUCCAGGCUGGACAGCGAGACUCGGCUCAGCCCCCCAUCGCGGAGCAUGGGCCAGUGAUCUCAGAGAUGUUCCAAAUCACUGUGCGAGAUGUCAAUGAGAAGCCUCCUCAGCCCCAGGCCUCCAGACCUUUACAGAUCGUUCGGGGUACACAGGCCGCACUCUCCCGGGCUCAGCUGAGUGCUCUGGAUCCAGAUUCUUCCCCUGAAGAAAUCGAGUACCACGUGAGGAGGGCCCCCCACAAUGGCCACCUCCUGCUGGUGGGCAGCCGGCCUCCCCCCGUGGCUCGGUUCACCCAGGCAGACGUGGAUGCCGGAAGGCUGAUCUUCGUGGCCAACGGCAGCAGCACCCUGGGUAUCUUCCAGCUGAGCGUCUCGGAUGGGGCAAGUCCCCCUGUAGACACCUCCCUUUCUGUGGACAUCCUCCCAUCCUCCAUCGAGGUCCGGACUCGGUCGCCGCUCGAGGUACCUCAGGGCUCCAACUGGGCGGCGCUGACCCAGCAGCACCUUUUUGUGAUAUCUGAUCAGGAGGAGCCGGACGCCACGUAUUCCCUCACCCAAAUGCCCCAGCACGGGCAUCUGCUGGUCGGCGGGCGGCCCCAGACAAGCUUCAGCCAGAAGCAGGUGGAACAAGGGGAAGUCGCCUUUUCCUUCACCAAUUUCACUUCGGCCUCUGACCACUUCCGCCUGCUCUCCCUUGCCCGCGGCGCCAACGCGACAGCGAUGGUGAACGUGACCGUCCGGGCGCUAGUGCAGACGCGGGCUGCCGAGCCCUGGCCGCAGGGAGCCACCAUUCGCCUGGACACGGGCAUCCUGGAUGCCGAAGAGCUGGCCAACCGGACGCAGAGUGUGCCCCAGUUCCGGGUCCUGCAGGGACCGCGGAGAGGCCGCGUGGUGAGGAUCCCCGGGGAGGGGGACCAGGAGUCUCCGGCGCAGCCGGUGGAGCUGUUCACGCUACAGGACCUGCAGGAAGGGCGGAUCGGGCUGGAGCUGGGCAGGCCAGAGGGCCGGGAGCCGCCCAGGCAGCACGACGGCAUGGCCUUCGAGCUCUCCGCCAGGGGUGUGCCUCCGGCCGUGGCAUCCCUGGACUACGUGACGGAGCCUUACAACGCUUCUCGGCCCUACGGCGUGACCCUGCUCACCUCUCCCGGCUCCUCUGAAGCCAGCAGCAGCUCCCGGGGAGAGGACAGCUCAUCCCGGACGGUCAUGGGGCCCAAGGGGCCCGAGAGGCCCACCCCCGACAGCCGGGAGGCGGAAGCGGCCCCCACUGGCGGGCAGGGCCAGGCGGCGCCCACAAGCGCCGCACCCGCAGAAGGGAGCACCUUCCUGGGCUUCAUCGAAGCCAACAUGUUCAGCAUCAUCAUCCCCAUCUGCCUCAUCCUGCUCCUGCUGGCCCUCAUCCUGCCGCUGCUCUUCUACCUGCGCAAGCGCAACAAGACGGGAAAGCACAACGUGCAGGGGUUGUCGGCCAAGCCCCGCAACGGCCUGGCCGCUGACUCGGAGACCUUCCGCAAGACCGACCCCAGCCAGACCAUCCCGCUGACCUCGGUGCCUGGCAAGGGCCCGGAGGCCAGGAGCCCGCAGGACCCAGAGCUGCUGCAGUUCUGCCGGACACCCAACCCCGCCCUAAAGAACGGCCAGUACUGGGUCUGAAUCCCUGCCCGCCCCGGACAGCUACAGACGACUCUUUUCCCUCCCUGGGGUUUGAGGUCCCACUUCUACCUCCCGCUUCCUUCCUGACUUUCUUUUAUCCGUUCUAGCUCUUCUCGUUCCUUUUUCUCAAUGGGUUUCUCAGGCUGACCUCGGCGCCCACUCCAUAAAUGGAGUCUGAGGAGAAAGAGAAACCCGGUCAGUUGUGGGAGGGAGAAGAAAGGCCCAGGGGCAGAAUGCAGAUCCUCAGGACUCAGGGUGAGCAUCAGGGAUCUUCCCCUUCCCCAUCCCCCCUGCCUGGCAGCUCAGAAGGGUUAGUGAGAAGAAGAGACAUUGGGGACAGGAUGGAAAUUUGUGCCAAGGAGAUGAAGCUGGCCCCUCUGCCGGGCUGGGUAGGAGGCAGGCUAAUGGGGAGACCAGUGGGAAGAGGGGCUCUUGGGUCCAUCAAGUCCCAUCUCCAGUUCCUGGCAUGACGUUGUGUAAGUCAUGUCCCCCUGUCAAGGGAAGGGCAAAGAGAGAAUGCUCUCUCUCCUCCUAGAGAGCUGUGGCGAGGGUGGAGAUUGGACAGAUGGAUUAUACUUCAGGGUCCUCGCCUCAAGGCUCCACUCCUCCCACAGCCCUCCCUGCAGGCCCUCCCUUCUCGGGAAUGGGGGCAAACACCUUCCCAGUCUGACUCACUUUGGGGUACUGGGAAGGGGCUUCCCCUCAGGGCCUAAGAAUGCUGGCGACCCGGGCCUUCCCUCUCAUGGUAGAGCAAGUGAGGACGGGGAGAAGGGAGAGAUGACUCCUCCUCUGCAGGAGGGGCCACCCGGUCAGUAAGAUAAUAUAUUUAGGGUUUGUGGGAGGAGAGGGCGUUCCCUGGGAAAGGGGUUCCACAUUUAUUUAAGGGACGUUGCACAAAAAUCUAUUUAACACAUUGCUAAAGCGGACCAGGUCGGGAGCUUGCAAACAGCCUGGGGAAGCAAAAGCCCCAGGGUCCCAGCCGGGGGCCAGGUCUGGAAGUGAGCGCCCCACAACGUGACAGCAGGGGUUUGCCUUGACAGUUCAUAGAGCAGCCGAGCCAGACAAUAGACCAGGUGCCGCCUUUGGCAUUGGGGUCCUGAGAAGAUGCCACCAGAAAGACCUCAUCUGCGGGGGACCAGGGACCAAGCCCAUGGAGAAAUCGGGGUCUCCAAGCGUGGGCAGACCUCCCGCCGGCUCCCAGGGUCUCCCACCUAGUGGAGAAAGCAGUAUUUCUUGGAACUGGGUGGGAAAUCUCCAGGGCCUGUAUAAAUGGUGCUUUGGUUGGUUCCCAACA